AUGGGAAUGGGUGUCCCCAAGGAGGGAGACUGUGUUAAGACAACCGAGUUAUUCAAUCAGAUGGAACAUAUUCCCGAAUUCUUUGAACUCAAGAUCAAACCUCAAGUAGUCAGAUUCAUCGGCGCGUUUUGUAUCAAUUAUCGUUUGUAUAACGAUAAAGAAGAAGAAGAAGAACGCCGCAAAAGGAUGUACAAUCAUGUACUAAAUUGUUUUGGAGCCGAAAAUUCAUCAGGUGACGAGUUUGUUCUAGAUGAAAACGAGUUUGAAGACCUCGCAACAUGGUGCUUGAAAAAUGAAACUGCCGCUCUAGAAAUCCUAGAAAUUGAGAGGGGGUUUAAGUUUUCUGGAUAUGAACCCGAUGCAUCUCGAUCCAACGAGGAGACUGGCAAAUCUUCGCUCACAUCGACUACGGAAAAGGUAUGCAGUUUCUACUCCCAGGUUAUCCCCUCAUAAGGCAUCACUCUCAUCUUGGAAUGAAGUAUUAUUAAAACUUGUAUCGCUUCAUUGCUAACCGAAUCUUGUUUGUGUUUAGAAAGGUAACGAAGAAGAAACGGAUCUCGCGAAACCGGCGAACGUACUAGAACAAAUGGGUCCUGUUAAACCGGUAAAUCUGUUUGACUUUCAGAACUCCGAGUAG
Molecule: messenger RNA, 637 nt
Organism: Hymenoscyphus albidus
Lineage: Eukaryota; Fungi; Ascomycota; Leotiomycetes; Helotiales; Helotiaceae
Source: the annotation of a GenBank genome assembly